AUGGAGGACUUUCACUACAAGAAGUUCCGACUGUGGGCAGAGGACUUCGAUUUCUGCUCCUCUUCCCUGGGUUUGUGGACUGGCGGCUGCGGGGCUGUGUGUGCUCUGAGGGCCGCCGUCGUGGGCCACAUGGUCCAGCUCCGCCCGGGGCAGCUGGUCCUGGAUGUUGGAUCCGGCUGCGGCCACUUCGCGGAGUGGUUCCAUGACUGGUUUGGGGCACAGACGAUCGGCGUCGACUUUCAGAAGGCUGGCGUCGACUAUGCCAACAAGCAUGUCGCGACCUCCGUCCCAGCUCAGUUUUGCUGGAUGGACGUGGCCUCGCAACUCUCCAGCCGGUGGCUUCCCCCCCGCAGUGUGGACUUGGCAAUUGCCAUCAGUGCCCGGCCGCCUCAGACCGACAAGGUGGCGAUUGCAAGGACUGGGACACCUGGUACCAGGUGCUAUCCGCGCAGUAUCCCAGCUGGAAAGUGGUGGCGCUCCAAUCCCUUGCUCGAGGCGCACGCUUCCUGGCGAGCGGGGUCGACCAACUGGCGGCCCUGGCAGCAGACGAGAUCAGCCACCUCAUCAACGUGGAGCUUGCCUGUUUUGACCUUCCGGUCCGACUGCACGUCGUUGGCCACUCCAUGGGUGGAAUCAUCAUCCGUGGCCAGCUCAGUGCAGUGUCUUGUGAGCCGCAGGACUUUCUUUGGGGUGUCCAGUGACAUGCCAGCUCUUUUGCGUGCUUCCAGCCUUCCCGCGAUCCGUUCGCAGGACCAAGAUUUGCAGCCGAGGUUUCUGGACGACUACGUGGCGGCCUUGCCAAAUCGAGCUGAUCGACUGCUCACGCAACCUGCCCUCCCUGGGCCCGUCGUUCACGCAGGCCCUGCCCCGGGUCCGGAGGCAGAGGAGGCCGACCAACUGACUUGCAACGGUGACUUCCUGUCAUCAGGGCUCUUUGCCGGUGCAAAGCCCUGUCUGGAAGCCGCAUGGUAG
This is a messenger RNA of Symbiodinium natans, 972 nucleotides long. NCBI's taxonomy places the organism in Eukaryota, Dinophyceae, Suessiales, Symbiodiniaceae. The record is from the annotation of a GenBank genome assembly.